AUGCUCAUCUGUGGAUCAUCGGCAGCCCUUUGGGCAUUGGCUUUGCCUUUCGCGGCAGCCAAGUCGUUAUGGUCUGAUUCUCCGGGAGAUUACAGUAGCUUCAUAAGCACUGCAUUUCCGCUAGGAAAUGGACGAUUGGGAGCUAUGCCUAUGGGUUCAUACGACAAGGAGAUCACAUACUCCGGAGGAAAUCCAAACGUUUCCAAGGCAGGUGCACUUCCUGGCAUUAGGGAAUGGAUAUUCCAGAAUGGGACAGGCAAUGUCUCUGCGCUGCUGGGCGAGUAUCCGUACUACGGUUCGUAUCAGGUGUUGGCAAACUUGACCAUCGACCUGGGCGAACUGAGUGAUAUUGAUGGAUAUCGUCGGAAUUUGGACCUGAGUUCGGCUGUUUACUCGGAUCAUUUCAGCACCGGCGAGACUUACAUCGAAAGGGAAGCAUUCUGCUCGUAUCCAGAUAAUGUUUGCGUUUACAAACUCAGCUCAAAUUCGUCAAUGCCUGGUAUUACAUUUGGCCUGGAGAAUCAGCUCACGUCGCCUGCCCCGAAUGUCAGCUGCCAUGGGAAUAGCAUCAGCCUAUAUGGUCAGACGUAUCCCGUUAUCGGGAUGAUUUACAACGCCAGGGUGACUGUUGUCGUUCCCGGGUCAAGCAAUACAUCUGAUCUCUGCUCCUCAUCAACCGUGAAAGUGCCAGAGGGAGAGAAGGAGGUGUUCCUUGUAUUUGCUGCUGACACCAAUUAUGAUGCCUCCAACGGGAAUUCGAAAGCUAGCUUUUCGUUCAGAGGGGAGAACCCGUACACGAAAGUACUCCAAGCUGCUACCAAUGCUGCCAAAAAGUCUUACUCUGCACUCAAAUCAUCUCACAUCAAAGAUUACCAAGGCGUCUUCAAUGAAUUUACACUAACCCUCCCAGAUCCCAAUGGCUCGGCCGACCGUCCAACUACCGAGCUUCUGUCGUCUUACAGCCAGCCCGGGGAUCCCUACGUGGAGAAUUUGCUCUUCGACUACGGUCGGUACCUUUUCAUAUCAAGCUCGCGGCCGGGGUCUCUGCCGCCUAACUUGCAGGGUCUCUGGACAGAGUCCUAUUCUCCGGCCUGGAGCGGGGACUAUCAUGCCAACAUCAACCUACAGAUGAAUCACUGGGCCGUUGAGCAAACAGGGUUAGGAAAGCUGACUGAGCCACUCUGGACAUACAUGGCUGAGACUUGGAUGCCUCGAGGCGCAGAGACAGCAGAGUUGUUGUAUGGCACCUCGGAAGGUUGGGUGACGCACGAUGAGAUGAACACAUUUGGACAUACAGCCAUGAAAGAUGUCGCACAGUGGGCCGACUACCCUGCCACAAAUGCCUGGAUGUCACAUCACGUAUGGGACCACUUCGACUAUUCACAGGAUAGUGCUUGGUAUCGCGAAACAGGAUAUCCCAUUCUCAAAGGAGCAGCGCAGUUCUGGCUCUCUCAACUCGUAAAAGACGAGUACUUCAAAGACGGCACUCUAGUGGUAAACCCUUGCAAUUCACCCGAGCAUGGACCUACAACCUUCGGCUGCACCCACUACCAACAACUAAUCUGGGAAGUAUUCGACCACGUCCUGCAAGGCUGGACCGCGUCCGGUGACGAUGACACCUCCUUCAAAACCGCCAUCACCUCCAAAUUCUCCACCCUAGACCCAGGCAUCCACAUCGGCUCAUGGGGCCAAAUCCAAGAAUGGAAGCUCGACAUUGACGUCAAAAAUGACACCCACCGCCACCUCUCUAACCUCUACGGCUGGUACCCAGGAUACAUAAUCUCCUCCGUGCACGGAUCCAACAAAACCAUCACCGACGCCGUCGAAACCACCCUCUACUCCCGCGGCACCGGCGUCGAAGACUCCAAUACCGGCUGGGCCAAGGUAUGGCGUAGUGCGUGCUGGGCGCUGCUUAACGUCACCGACGAAGCAUACUCGGAGUUGUCGCUCGCAAUUCAAGACAACUUCGCAGAUAACGGAUUCGACAUGUACUCCGGAUCACCACCAUUCCAGAUCGAUGCUAACUUCGGACUUGUGGGAGCGAUGGUUCAGAUGCUUAUUCGGGAUUUAGACCGGUCCAAUGCGGAUGCUCGUGCCGGUAAGGCGCAGGCUGUACUUCUUGGGCCCGCUAUUCCGGCUGCUUGGGGAGGUGGGAGUGUUGAUGGACUGCGGUUGCGGGGCGGUGGUAUCGUGAGUUUCAGUUGGGAUGAUAGUGGUGUUGUCGAUUCAUGCAAGGCCAAUCUUUCUGCAAGGGGAAGUAACGCUUCGAGAGUGGAGUUUUAUGUUGCGGGUGGUAAGGCGAUUGAUUGUUCGUCAUCGUGAGACUUCUCGCUUCCAUGUUGCUAGGGCGAUAGUAGCUGGCCACUGGCCCAGCUGGUGCAAACCAUGGAUACUCUGCUAUAUAGUAUGAUUUAGGAGGACCCCCCUUUCUCUAAUCAAAC
Molecule: messenger RNA, 2441 nt
Organism: Aspergillus vadensis CBS 113365
Lineage: Eukaryota; Fungi; Ascomycota; Eurotiomycetes; Eurotiales; Aspergillaceae
Product: glycoside hydrolase family 95 protein
Exons: 6
Coding region: 1-2322 (773 amino acids)
Biological process (GO): carbohydrate metabolic process
Molecular function (GO): alpha-L-fucosidase activity
Source: RefSeq, a predicted model, not a curated record